This is a messenger RNA of Amaranthus tricolor (Joseph's coat), 3117 nucleotides long. Its product is annotated as putative RNA polymerase II subunit B1 CTD phosphatase RPAP2 homolog. Gene Ontology annotation, cellular component: nucleus; cytoplasm. The record is from RefSeq and is a predicted model, not a curated record. Gene Ontology annotation, molecular function: RNA polymerase core enzyme binding; RNA polymerase II CTD heptapeptide repeat phosphatase activity. NCBI's taxonomy places the organism in Eukaryota, Viridiplantae, Streptophyta, Magnoliopsida, Caryophyllales, Amaranthaceae. The transcript is spliced from 7 exons. Bases 359 to 2569 code for a protein of 736 amino acids.
UGCUACUUCUCAUUAUUAAUUAGUACAAAUCCACCAGAAUAAACGCUAACUAAAUUCCCAUUAUAAUUUCUUGUAGGUACUAAAAAAAUUGCGUUUUAGGAAACUAUCGGAUUUUGGUGUCUGCGUUGAAAAGAACAGUUUCUCCCAAUAACCUCUUCAAGCGGUACGAAAUGAUACUAAUUUUUAUUGCAACAAUAUCCAUUUCUUUCUAAGGAUUGUUUACUUUAUCUGUUAGUAUUAAAUCGCUGAUUCAAUAUUUCCAAUGCUUGGGACUGUUAGGUUUUUGAUUUGGUUUCAAUUUUGAUUCAACGUGAAGCGUGCAAAAUAAUACUUGCAAAAUCCCUAUAUUUUUGUUUUAAUGGAGAAUAAUACGUCACAAGCAGUGCACAAGCUACAGCUUGCACUUCUUGAUGGUAUUGAAGAUGAUACUAUGCUUUUUGCCGCGGGUUCUCUUAUGUCUAGGAGUGAUUAUAUUGAUGUAGUUACUGAACGUUCGAUUGCAAACCUUUGUGGUUAUCCGCUGUGCCCCAAUUUGUUGCCAAAACACCCUAGAAAAGGGCAGUACCGGAUUUCAAUUAAAGAGCAUAAGGUUUAUGAUCUUCAUGAGACAUAUUCGUAUUGUUGUACUAGUUGUUUGAUCAACAGUAAGGCGUUUGCUGGGAGUUUGAAUGAGGAGAGAUGCUUGGCUCUUACCCCGGGGAAGAUUAAAGAGGUAUUGGGUUUGUUUGAGAAUGUGUGUUUAGGAAAAGAAGAUGAAGCCGAGAGUGAGGAAUUAGGGUUGUUGAAAUUGAUUAUUAAGGAGAAUGAUGAGAUAAGAGGAGGAGUGGUUUCGAUUGAAGAGUGGAUUGGUCCUUCAAAUUCUAUUGAAGGGUAUGUUCCUCAAAGAGAUUGUCAAUCCAAGUCAUUAUCGAAUUCUUCCAUCAAAGGAUUUGAACCAGAGAAUGCCAAGCCGAAUGUGCAAACUGAUUCAGUUCCAAACGAGAUUGACUUUAAGGUUACUGUCAUGUCCAGUGAAGAUACUACUAGAUCCACGAAGGUUUCGGAACUUGACAAGAGCUCUCAGCUCAAUUCGGAAGCGACUGAACCAUUUCUCAGUGACAAAAACUUCAGGAGUGUUAUCAUACCUAAUGAUAAAUUAACUGCUCACAAGAAGUCAGAAGCUGGUUCCAAUUCUGUGCAUUCUCAACCCAAAAAAGGCUCUAACAGAAAGAAAUGUUCUUCAAAGAAGGGCAGCGAUUCGUUUUUUGGCCAUGCAGACUUUAUGAGCACUAUAAUUACCCAAGAUGAAUAUAGUGUUUCCAAAUUGCCUUCCAUUCAGGUCGUUGAUCCAAAUCAAAUAUCUCAAGAAUUUUCAGAAAAACUGGAUCUUGUUGAUGCAAAGAGGCAGCUUAAUUGUUCAGUGGAACCAGUAUGUUAUUCGCAGAAUGGUCCUGAAAAAUCAACGGACACAAGAAUUGGAAAUAGUGCAGAUCAGAUUAAUAGCUUAUCUAAAGUUCCUCUGCACCGUAGCUAUAAUGAUGCCAGUUCAAGUAGCAAGCAUGAAAAAGAUGAGUCGCAUACUGUCAAACUUGUUCCCUCUGUUCAGUUGAAAGGAAAAUCUUCUCUUAGGACUUCUGGGGCAAGGAAAGCUGCACGAUCUGUAACUUGGGCUGAUGAAAAACCAUAUGGUAAUGCUGGUGGAAAUCUCUGUGAGUUUAAAGAUUUUGAAAAUACAAAAGAAGGUCCGAGUACAUCAAGAAGCAAAGAUGCUGCAGGGGAUGAUGAUUUACAACGAUUUGCCUCAGCAGAAGCUUGUGCAAUGGCGUUGAUCCAGGCUGCAGAAGCCGUUGCAUCAGGACAGUCGGAUGCUUAUGAUGCUGUUUCUGAGGCUGGUAUCAUGGUGCUACCACAAGCAGAUGAAGGGGAAUGUUCUGCUAAAGAUGAUGUAGUGGAGGAUCUAGCUCCAGAAAAGUGGCCCAAGAAGCCUGGCGACUUAAGUUCUGACAUCUUUGACAAUGAUAGUUCAUGGUUUGAAUGUCCUCCAGAAGGAUUUAGCUUGACGUUAUCACCGUUUGCCUUGAUGUGGAAUGCACUCCUUUCUUGGCUUACAUCCUACUCAGUGGCCUAUAUCUAUGGAAAAGACGAAAGUUUCCAUGAAGAGUAUAUAUUUGUUAAUGGAAGAGAAUAUCCCGGCAAAGUAGUCCUUCCUGAUGGUCGUUCUCCAGAAAUCAAGCGUACACUUGCUGGUUGUCUUGGCAGAGCAUUGCCUGGACUGAUUACUGAUCUUAAUCUGCCAACUCCAGUAUCCUCUAUAGAACAUGAACUGUCCUGCUUGCUGGACACCAUGUCUUUUAUGGAUGCACUUCCUCCAUUUAGAAUGAAGCAAUGGCAAGUGAUUGUUCUUUUGUUCAUUAAUGCUCUUUCAGUCUGUAGAAUUCCUGGACUAACCGCCCACUUAACAAAUAGGAGAAUUCUAAUUCCAAAGAUCUUGAAUGGUGCUCAGAUUAGUGCUGAAGAAUACGAGAUCAUGAAAGAUCUUACGAUUCCUCUGGGUCGUGUUCCUCAAUUUUCUAUGCAGAGCGGUGGAUGAUAUUUUGAUUUCUCAUAUCUCUACUUGCAGACCGCUGCUGCUCUGAUUGUUACUGCUGGCAUGUCGCUCUUUGCUUGUGCUGCGCGUGUUCUUUUCGUGGCAACAAAAAAAAAGAAAAAAAACUGUUUAUAAAGGAAAAAAGGAAUGAAACCCAAAAAAGAGAAUGGAAUACUUGGUGAUCCAGAUUUGGCUAUAGUUGUGAACAACAAUGAAAUUUUGUGCCAGUAUAAACAGUUUGUUAAAAUUGAGCAGUAUUUUGUCUCUUCUGGAACUGCAACAGUAGAGCAGAUGCUCUUCCAACAUGUGAUCUUUCUCCUGACCAAAUUUGAAGUCUACUUCGGACUGCUUUACUUAUCAAGUGCUACUACUGCUCUCCUUUGGAAAUAUUUUCAUAAAAUGUGUAAUGAAAAUUUGAGAGAAAAUAUAAGUUAGUUGAAUAUGUAAUAAAUUUUAUAAUAUGGACUAAAAUUGAAUAUGUAGCAAUUUUUAUGAAGGGAGAGUGUUUGUAUUCAGCUUGAAUAAUAAUCCUAAAUCAACUGUUUGACAAA